ACGCAGUCACUUUUGACAUGGCAGUGCUGCGUGAGUGAUCAAGGUGAGAGAGUGAGCAACAGGUGUAUCAGCUCUCAGGAAACUUCCGCUGCAGCCUCGCCAUGGGGACUCUGCCGGAGCUUGACGCAGGGUAUGAAGUCCACCGUCUCGCCACCUUCAAAUGCCUUUUCUCUGUUAGAAAGUCAUGUGCGCCUUUAUAAGAUGUAGACUAAAAUGGUCAUAAAUGUCCGAAACUAGACAGAUUAUCAGUCUACAGCGGAAUGUCAAAAAAAAAUCCGUACGUCGCAAUUGGAUACCACUUUCAGCAUUAACAUUGAUCUGUUUUUUUUUUGUUUUUUUUUACUUACAGAGUUGGCAUUUGCUCGGUCCUGGAAACUGUAGCGGUUUUUAUUUUCUUGAUGUUAUUUAAAACUGGAAAAAGUAUUUAAAGUAAAAAGCGAAAGAAGAAAAGCUGAAGGUAGGCUAUUUGUGGCGGAACGGAAUUCUUAGAGAGGCUCCCCAGCAGUCAUGCAUAGGUCCGGGCGAACAGGCGCUCCCGUGGGCCGAGCCCGAACCUGAAAGAACUGAUUCCUGCGAGGAAAUGCUGGAGUGGAGCGGACAUCAACCCUGGGCAGCUGGACUAUCAUUCUAACGAUAUUUAAUAUUACUUUGAAUCUUCGCUGAUCCAAUCUUAUUGCACUGAGGAGCGGCCAUCAGUUUCAUCGUGGGGGUGUACGGAACGGUACCGGAGUGGACUUCGCGAAGUGACCGAACAGAACUGCUGGACUUGUGCAAGAUGACAUUACGGCUUCCAGUGGGUCUGUUCGUCUUAUGGGUGAUGGUACCUUCUAUCUGGGGGCAAAUAUUUGUGGAGCCCCCUGCUGGUGCGACGGUGCGCACUGUGACGGAGGGUCCCACCCGCCUGCCGUGCCAGUUCCAUGUGGAUGGGCAGAAGGUGGUGCAGGUCAGCUGGAGCAAAGCAGGGCCCGACGGCAGCAGGGACACGGUCAUCGCCGCGCACCACUCGGAGGGACACACGGAGUAUGGGCCUUACUCUGGGCACGUCUACUUUGAGAACAGUAACCCCAUACAGAACUCGGCGCUGAUCAUCCGUAACACGGACGAGUCGGAUGAGGGGAUAUACAUCUGCCACAUUGCCACCUUCCCGUCCGGCAGCUUCGAGGUACAGAUGUCACUUAUAGUCUGGGUCCCACCCAUCUCCAGCCUGGACCCAAUAGAGAUGGUGGAGGGCCAGACCUACCGCGUGGCGGCCACUUGUCGCGCGGUGGCCCGCCCCAUGCCCCGCCUCUCCUGGGACACGGACCAGCCCGGCCAAGCCAGUAACCGCAGCUCAGGGCCUGGGUCCGUGUCCAGCUACUUCUCCCUGCACCCUCUGCGUGGCAUGAAUGGCAAGAAACUGGACUGCCUGGUGUGGCACCCCACCCUCGACAGGCCCCGCAGGAUCCAGAACAGCCUCGUAGUGCAUUAUCCCCCCGAUGCGACUGUCAGCGGCUUCGAUGAAAAUUGGUAUGUGGGAUUGGAGCAAGCGUCCCUCCGGUGUAACAGUAGAGGGCAUCCGAAACCACACAGCUUUACCUGGACCAGGAACGGCGGGCCACCUCCGAAGGGCGUAACUGUAAGGAACGAGACUCUGAUCUUUGGUCGGCCCCUAACUCUGGAGGAUGCUGGCCGGUACCACUGCAUGGCACAGAAUUCUGUGGGCAUGGGGAAGGCAGACGUUGAGGUCAAAGUGUCCGAGUUUCCUCCAAAACCCACAUUUGACAGCCUGCUGAUGAUCAUCGCAGGUGUGGUCAUUGGGGUGCUGGUGGUAGUUAUGGUAAUCUCGGUUGUCCUGGUGAACCGCUACCACAAGCGUAAGAAUAAGAAGUUGGAGAUGGAGCUGACUGAGAGAAAGGAGGAGAUCACCACUCUGUCCAGACAGGCCUCCUUUAGGAGAAUGCACACCGUCAACGCCGACCACCAUAUACAGGCUGAGGACUGCGUUCCUCUCAGAGUGGAAGGCACCAUCCGCAGCAGCCUGUCCUCCCUAACCGCAGAACAAGGUCGCAGCAGAGACAGCCACUCUACUCUCUCUGGUGGCCGGGGGGGUUUAGACUCCUUGGGUCGACCCGUUAUAUUCAACUCCUCUCGACGUGGGGAGCGAACGAAGGAGAGAGAUUUUGAUCGGGAAGUCAAUGGAGAUGAGACUCUACUAAGAGUGAAUUCCAUAGAUUCCCGUCUCCCUCCUGCGUUCCACCCCCCUCUCCUCCCCUCCCUCCCCCCGUUUGAGCGCACGGCAGACCUCAGGCUCGUUAACGGCAAGGCCGGCAUUCCCGGAUGUGACAGGGCUCAGCAUUCCCCUCUUAACUCGGCCUAUCCUCUGCUGACGGACGAGGAGGACGAGGAGGAGCACGGCCAGGAAGAUGGAGAGAAGCACAGAGAACACUGCAACCACAACGGCAAGAGCAACAGCACCCAGAUCUCAGAAGCUUUGAAUAACAACUUUCACUACAGCAACGGAACCUUGCGGCCCAAACCCCUCGCCAACGCGAUCCUCAUCCACCCUAAGGGUCAGAUCGUGUGAAGCCUCGUCCAGCUGGCCGCUGGUUACGCUUGUUCUCAAGGCUCUGCCUGCUCCACCUCCUGGCUGCACAUUUGCGAAUCUGAUGGAAUGACAGCUUCUGGAAGAUGGUCACAUGACCCGCACUCAGCUAGAUCUCCCUUUUCUCCAUCACUUGGUUAUUGUACGGUCAUAUAAAGAGUUAAGCUUGUCAGACUGAAUCAGUUUGACCUGUUUGCUAGGGUACUACACAAUUUUUUUUUGGAGAAUUCAAAAACGUUUAAGUUUGCCGCCACAUUAUUCAUAAAUACUGAAGAUGUAAAUAUUUUUGCCAAAAAUUAUUACAUACUAUUUUUUUUACCUUAGGCUUUGUCCAACAAUUAGGGAGUAAGACAGUUAUGAAGUAUUAAUAUUUUAACCAUCUGUAUUAUGCAUUUUCAAUGGUCAUUGUUUAAUAGUUCUGUUAAAGGCAGUUACGAGAGAGGGAGGACCCUGCAUUGACACUGGGUAUUACUUUUGAAUCAUGUGAACAAGGCCGAUGUAUAUAUGACAGCACACUUGUAUGGUACAGGGACAUCAGUGUUGCUAUGGUGAUGGUAUGGAGGAAAAAAAGGGACAAGAAUAUUAUAUUUUGUACUCACUGUGGUUGAAACUUCAACUGUAUAGCAAGCAUUGUAAUUGUUGACAUAAAAGUGUUUAAUUUAUAAAUCCUGAAUGGAUGAAAGAAUUGGUCAGCUACAAGGGACACUCAUGACCUACCAUUACGUUACAGCUACCACUGCGUGUGACCAGAUGGUCGAAAGACAAUGGAGAGCUGAUCGCUUCAGCUGGCCUGGGUAUACUGCAUUUUAUCGUUUUACGCUGGACUUCAACUGGUUUCCGAAAGGACCCUUGCCAUACUACAGAAACCAGUGAUUAUAGUAUUUUACAGAACUGUAUAUAAGCACCAAAGACUUUUUUAUAGGAUUGAUGGAAUGUUUUACAAUACUUUAGUGAGACACUUUCCUUUUGGCUCAUUUAUAUUCAUGAAAAAAGACUGUAUAUGUACAGACAUGCCCUGUGCACUGCUCUUAUACUGGUGAUGUUUUUGAUACCGUAUUAAAAAAUGAAAAUGGAUGGAGCAAUCUAAAAACGCACGGAAGAGUCUGGCAUCCCACCACUAAAGGUUUAUGUGUUUGAAUUAAUUAUGUAGGCCAAAGUUUUCAGCCUAAGUGACUCAGUAUGAUGUAUUGGAUGUGUUUGCAUGUUCUCUCAGUGUUUCUCCCUACAGUGUAAAGACAUGCAGCUCAGUGAACUGGUGUUUCUCAGUUGCCCACAGUGUGUGUCUGCCCGCCCUAUGAUUGACGAGUACCUCGCUGUAAAAUGUCACCUUCCCUGUGCGUUCUAGGCUGACCAGUACCCCGUAUCGGAUAAACGGUUAUGGAAAAUGGAUGGAUUAUUUUUAAAAUUAAGAAUGUGGAAUUACUUUCAGUCAGGACUGUUAAUCAUUCAUAAGAUCUUCACGUACAAGCUUCUGCUUCAUCACCUGACCUUCACAAAAAAAUAAUUCUAAAUGGGUUUUAAAUUUCAGUUACAUUUAAUGGCACUGAUGAGUCCCUGCCAAAGGUUCUGGGGUGAAGGAUUCUCAGGAACCCGAUGAACGACGAGGCCCAGAGGAGCAGAAGCUGAAUGUCCCUUUGUCAGAAUAAAUUAUGAAUCAACAUCGAAA
Molecule: messenger RNA, 4247 nt
Organism: Paramormyrops kingsleyae
Lineage: Eukaryota; Metazoa; Chordata; Actinopteri; Osteoglossiformes; Mormyridae
Gene: nectin4a
Product: nectin cell adhesion molecule 4a
Biological process (GO): homophilic cell-cell adhesion; heterophilic cell-cell adhesion
Cellular component (GO): adherens junction
Source: RefSeq, a predicted model, not a curated record